Molecule: messenger RNA, 1044 nt
Organism: Aedes aegypti (yellow fever mosquito)
Lineage: Eukaryota; Metazoa; Arthropoda; Insecta; Diptera; Culicidae
Exons: 1
Coding region: 1-1044 (347 amino acids)
Source: RefSeq, a predicted model, not a curated record
AUGCCGUUGCAAAUUCCUCAACCAUCUGUAACCAGUCCACAGCAACAAAAUCCUCUGGGUCUAAAGAAAAAGCCUUACGAACUUGUGCCAUUCCCAAACACUGCCGGUACACCCCCUACGGUUAUACCGAAAGUACCAAGCCCUAAAAUUUCACUGGGACCAUCAUCCUCCGGUUCGUCUACAUCCAGUUCAAAUGGACAAGGAUCGAAUGCGAACUCGCUGCUUGAAACCGGCCUUCUGUUGGCAAACUUGCAAAAGGCAAAUCCGUUACUAGUUGCCAGUAUUCUCUCCUCAUCAGGACUUUCAAAAACAUCGAUUCCUGGUUUGACUCAGUUGCUCGGUACUCUUACUGAGCAGCCGCCAGUUGCUCCGAAGAAAACGCCUCGUCGAAGAUCCAAUUCUCAAGCUCAGCAACAAUCUCAACAGCAGCCACCGUCCUUGCAGCAAAUGACUCCACCACAAAUUCCUCAGCAUCUUCAACCGACACAAAAAAUUACAUCAUCACCCCAACAUCCACCACCCGCUGAUUCUCCGUUGUCCCAUCCGCUUAGCCAACAGAUCAAACUUCUGCAGCAAGUUCAGAUGCAGCAGCAACAAAAGCAAUUUCUUGAGCAACAACAGAAAGCGGCCCUCGAGCAGCAGCAAAAGGCUGCCCUUGAGCAACAGCAAAAGGCCGCUCUCGAACAGCAGCAAAAGGCCGCCAUGGAGCAGAAACGCAUUCAGGAACAGAAGCAGAAACAACUACAAAUGCUUCAACAGCUUCAAGCACAGCAACAAGCGCAAGCGACAGCAGCAGCGCUAUCGUCAGCAGCAUCUUCAUCUUCUGCAACCAAACAGAACACCCGUGGGUCAUCGAAUCCCGCGGCGUCACCUGCACAAACAUCGGGACCAUUGGGCGGAGGCUUCCCAUUCGAUCCGCUUUAUCUUUCAGCCAUCUACUCGAAUCCAAGCCUCUACCUGCAGGCUUUGAACCCAGAGCAGUUGCUACAGUUCUACAAAAACCUUCCCAAUGUGUCGGGCAUUCCACCAAACAAUAAGAGCUAG